AUGAUUGAUUUAUGCCACGCUGAUCAGGAAGAAAAGAUGUUCAAUCGCUUGCACUCUGACUGCCGUGUCCCGGUGCCAAGCCCCAAAGUCUCGUGGGCCUCAUUCGAGAGGUAUAAGAAUAACUCGAAGCGCGUGGCUGAUAUGCUCAAGCCCGCAGUUGAAAAAUAUCCAAACUAUGAACUGGUGCAACGGCUAGAAAAACUCACUUCCAAAUACCACACCUCUGUCCCUAUCAUAAUUUCGUCGUGGCUACAAAAAGACGGCCUUGCACUCCAGCUAAACGACGACGAUCGACAUCUUCUUGACGAAACAGCCAAACUCAUCUAG
Messenger RNA from Ogataea angusta, 327 nucleotides. RefSeq lists its product as uncharacterized. The record is from RefSeq and is a predicted model, not a curated record. NCBI's taxonomy places the organism in Eukaryota, Fungi, Ascomycota, Pichiomycetes, Pichiales, Pichiaceae. Bases 1 to 327 code for a protein of 108 amino acids. The transcript has a single exon.